AACAUUAUAAAUUCAAAACCUUGCAUAUUUUUUACAAGUCUUUUUUUAGACCUUUCUCUUCUCAACCUGUAAUACAUAUAGCAAUGGGUUUUCGUUUACCCGGUAUCAGAAGGGCGUCAAUUGCUAGAAACCAAACAUCUUCAAAAGGAGUGGACGUGCCAAAGGGCUAUCUUGCAGUGUAUGUUGGAGAGAAAAUGAAGCGGUUUAUGAUCCCCAUUUCAUACUUGAGCCAACCUUCAUUUCAAGACUUGUUGAGUCAAGCUGAGGAAGAGUUUGGAUAUGAUCAUCCCAUGGGUGGCCUCACAAUUCCUUGCAGCGAAGAUGUGUUCCAACAUAUAACUUCUCGCUUGAAUGGCCUGUAAUUGUAAAUCUCACACCAUAGGAGACUGACAUAGAUUAGUAGAGACAUUUUUGUACAACUUUAACAGGCAUCAUCCUAACUUGUAAAGAUCCUCUUUCUCAUAGAACGGGAGAGAAAAAAAAUACAAUCAGAAUGACAAAUUCAUGUCUUCUGUUUUUAUGUGUAAU
Messenger RNA from Gastrolobium bilobum, 528 nucleotides. RefSeq names its product auxin-induced protein 6B-like. Gene Ontology annotation, biological process: response to auxin. The record is from RefSeq and is a predicted model, not a curated record. The transcript has a single exon. Bases 84 to 362 code for a protein of 92 amino acids. Lineage: Eukaryota; Viridiplantae; Streptophyta; Magnoliopsida; Fabales; Fabaceae.